UGGACAGCUCCCGCUCACCCAAACAGAAGACGUCGGCGCCAGAGUGGGCUCGGACAUGGCGAGGCAACGCGCCCGCACAACCGGCGGGGCCCGGUGAUCCCUCCCUCCUUCCCCAUCCCCUCCCCUCUCCCGCACGCACGCCCUGUCCGCCCCCACCCCACCCCCACCCCGGGCGCGCCCGCCCGCAGCCCGGGGCACACACCCGCACGCACGCUACCCCAGCACACACUCCCGCACUCCCACGCCCGCCCCCGAGCCCGUGGCUGAACCACGCCACGCGUGCCUAGCCAGCCCGCCGGCAGCCCCCGCCGCUCCCACCGCCCCCGGGCCCCGAUGGACUGAAUGAAGGCUGCCUACACCGCCUAUCGAUGCCUCACCAAAGACCUAGAAGGCUGCGCCAUGAACCCGGAGCUGACAAUGGAAAGUCUGGGCACUUUGCACGGGCCGGUCGGCGGCGGCAGCGGCGGGGGCGGCGGCGGGGGCGGCGGGGGCGGGGGCGGGGGCCCGGGCCAUGAGCAGGAGCUACUGGCCAGCCCCAGCCCCCACCACGCGGGCCGCGGCGCUGCUGGCUCUCUGCGCGGCCCGCCGCCGCCGCCAACAGCGCACCAGGAGCUGGGCACCGCAGCAGCGGCGGCAGCGGCGGCGUCGCGCUCCGCAAUGGUCACCAGUAUGGCCUCGAUCCUGGACGGCAGCGACUACCGGCCAGAGCUCUCUAUCCCGCUGCACCACGCCAUGAGUAUGUCCUGCGACUCGUCCCCGCCAGGCAUGGGCAUGAGCAACACCUACACUACACUGACGCCGCUCCAGCCGCUGCCACCCAUCUCCACGGUCUCAGACAAGUUCCACCACCCGCACCCUCAUCACCACCCUCACCACCACCAUCACCACCACCAUCACCAUCAGCGUCUGUCGGGCAACGUCAGUGGCAGCUUCACUCUCAUGCGCGACGAACGCGGGCUUCCGUCCAUGAACAACCUUUAUAGCCCUUACAAGGAGAUGCCUAGUAUGAGCCAGAGCCUGUCUCCGCUGGCUGCUACGCCGCUGGGCAACGGGCUGGGUGGCCUUCACAACGCUCAGCAGAGCCUGCCCAACUAUGGUCCGCCUGGCCACGACAAAAUGCUCACCCCCAAUUUCGACGCGCACCACACUGCCAUGCUGACCCGCGGUGAGCAACACCUGUCCCGAGGCCUGGGUACCCCGCCUGCGGCCAUGAUGUCUCACCUCAAUGGCUUGCACCACCCGGGCCACACUCAAUCCCAUGGGCCAGUGCUGGCUCCUAGCCGGGAGAGGCCCCCUUCGUCCUCCUCGGGUUCGCAGGUGGCCACGUCGGGACAGCUGGAAGAGAUCAACACCAAAGAGGUAGCUCAGCGUAUCACCGCCGAGCUGAAGCGCUACAGCAUCCCACAGGCGAUCUUCGCACAGAGGGUUCUAUGCCGGUCUCAGGGGACUCUCUCCGACCUGCUCCGGAAUCCCAAACCCUGGAGUAAACUCAAAUCUGGCAGGGAGACCUUCCGCAGGAUGUGGAAGUGGCUGCAGGAGCCGGAGUUCCAGCGCAUGUCUGCCUUACGCCUGGCAGCAUGCAAACGCAAAGAGCAAGAGCCAAACAAAGACAGGAACAACUCACAGAAGAAAUCUCGCCUGGUGUUCACCGACCUCCAACGCCGGACGCUCUUUGCCAUCUUCAAGGAGAACAAGCGCCCCUCAAAGGAGAUGCAGAUCACCAUUUCCCAGCAGCUUGGGCUGGAGCUGACCACUGUCAGUAACUUCUUCAUGAACGCCCGGCGCCGCAGCCUGGAGAAAUGGCAAGACGACCUAGGCACGGGGGGCUCCUCCUCAUCCACCUCCAGCACUUGUACCAAAGCAUGAUUCAAGGAUUCUCACCUGGGCACAAGUCACCUCCAAAUGAGGAUAACAGAUACCAAAAAAAGCAAAACAAAA
This is a messenger RNA of Acomys russatus (golden spiny mouse), 1938 nucleotides long. RefSeq names its product one cut homeobox 2 (gene Onecut2). Gene Ontology annotation, cellular component: nucleus. Gene Ontology annotation, biological process: regulation of transcription by RNA polymerase II. NCBI's taxonomy places the organism in Eukaryota, Metazoa, Chordata, Mammalia, Rodentia, Muridae. Gene Ontology annotation, molecular function: RNA polymerase II cis-regulatory region sequence-specific DNA binding; DNA-binding transcription factor activity, RNA polymerase II-specific. Bases 343 to 1866 code for a protein of 507 amino acids. The transcript has 2 exons. The record is from RefSeq and is a predicted model, not a curated record.